AUGGCAACAACCCAAGACGAAAAGGUGGACGCCAAAGUCCGCAAAGGCCUGGCAGGGACUUCGUUCGAGCCUUCGAGCCUCCAGCGGCUGUCAGGUGGGUUGGUGAAUUGGGGAUACCAAGCCGCCUUGUUGGUGCCUCUCGACGAUGGCACAUCCGAGGUAUUCCUUAAACAUGGAGAGACGUUUCUGGCCAAAAUUCCGGAUUUUGAGGUUGGCCUGUUGCGCUGCCGCAUGGAGGCUCAAGCUUUGCGACAUCUAACUGAGUUUCCAUUCGCCGGCCAGACUGACCACGCCGAUUCGCAUAGAUUUAUCGUACUAACACCAAAAUUGUUGUAUUUCGACGAAGCGAACACCACGCAGAUUCACGGAUAUAUACCAAACAGUACCACUCUUCAGGCGUACAUUCUUCAGCACUACUCUGCACCCACGAACAAAUCGCAGGAAAUCGAAUGUCGUCAAAUGGGGAAAGCCAUAGGCAGGUGGAUGAAUGAGUUCGUCAAAUAUACUGCCUCUCAGCCUGAGAUAAAGCAAUGUGCUGUGGAUAACAGAGAUGCGCAACCGAUUCGACACCAGUUCAGCUAUGGGUGGCUCCACGAUCGCAUUGAGGAGUACCCAAGGAUCUUAUCCGAGACCAAAGAGAUCCUUGAACACGUCUUAAGGAUGGCGACCGAGGAGUUGGAGGACGAGAGCAGGCUCCAGGUGGUACAUGGCGAUCUUGCCCCAGCCAACAUCGUCCUUUCGGAUCGGCCGCUCGAAGAGCAUCGUGAAACGAGAAUUUUUGUCGUCGACUGGGAAGUCAUUCAUAUGGGAGGGCGACACUUCGAUUUCGGCCAGAUGGCUGUGGAGCUGUAUCUCUUGUGGCUGCGCAAAGGCAUCACGGCCGGGCUUUGGAUUUUGGAGGGCCUCAUUACCGCAUUUCAUGGUCUCGACGAGGACCUGGCUUUCCGUGUAGCGAUUCACAUGGGCUCUUAUCUGAUCUGCAUGGCCCCAUUGACACCUGAAUGGGGAACGCCCGAGCAGAUUGAGGAUCUCGUUCGUGCUGGGAGAGACAUUCUUUUCCACGCGUGGAACAAAGACGGAGUUUGGUUCGGCAAUAGCGAAUUGGCAUGCUUGUUCACUUGUGUGCCAUCAUCAAAACAGUAG
Molecule: messenger RNA, 1143 nt
Organism: Exophiala aquamarina CBS 119918
Lineage: Eukaryota; Fungi; Ascomycota; Eurotiomycetes; Chaetothyriales; Herpotrichiellaceae
Exons: 3
Coding region: 1-1143 (380 amino acids)
Biological process (GO): protein phosphorylation
Molecular function (GO): protein kinase activity
Source: RefSeq, a predicted model, not a curated record